GAAAAUUAAUCUAAUGCUUUCGCUCUAGGAAGAGGUUGAUCCAUCACUUCUAACACUUGAAUCUCGCCAAGAAGAUAUUUUAAAACGAUUGUAUGAACUUAAAGCUGCUGUUGAUGGGCUCUCAAAGAUGAUACAAACACCAGAUGCUGAUUUUGAUGUAACUAAUAUAAUCCAAGCUGAUGAAUAUGCUCCUUUGACUGCAAACACAGCAGACUUAGAUUCAAUGCUUGGGAAGGAUUAUGGUGCUCUGAAAGAUAUUGUCAUCAAUGCAAACCCUUCUCUACCUCCAUUGUCACUGUUAGUACUGCACGGUCUGCUGUGUGAGCGCUAUAAGAUUUUAUCCACUGUUCAUACACAUUCAUCAGUAAAAUACGUGCCAGAAAACCUUUUGAAAUGCUUUGGUGAACAGACUAAAAAACAAUCACGUCACGAGUACCAGUUGGGCUUUACUCUCAUUUGGAAGGAUGUUCCCAAGCCCCAAAUGAAGUUCAGUAUUCAGACCAUGUGUCCCAUUGAAGGAGAAGGAAAUAUUGCUAGAUUUUUGUUCUCUUUGUUUGGCCAGAAGCAUAAUGUAGUCACUUCAACUCUGAUCGACAGUUGGGUAGAUACAGCCAUCUUUCAGCUUAAGGAAGGCAGCAAUAAAGAAAAAGCAGCAGUCUUGCGCUCCAUGAACACCACCCUUGGCAAGACUCCCUGGCUGGGGGGAAAUGAACUCACUGUAGCAGAUGUUGUUGGAUGGUGUGCACUUCAACAGACAAGUAGCUCUAACGCUGUUCCAGCCAAUGUACAGAAAUGGAUGAAGUCUUGUGAGAAUUUGGCACCUUUCAGCAGUGCCCUUAAACUAUUAAAAUAAGUAUGUGCUCUUCUGUAAUCUUAUUCCACCUCAUUCCUGGUGUGGUGGUUGUGAAAGUCUCUAAAAUGUAUUUUAGUGCAAGUUAUUGACUGAAUUCUUAACAGCAGUUGUAAAAUCUUAUACCAAUAAAGAUAAUUCACAAUUGCCUUUUAA
This is a messenger RNA of Pelodiscus sinensis (Chinese soft-shelled turtle), 1006 nucleotides long. Lineage: Eukaryota; Metazoa; Chordata; Testudines; Trionychidae. The record is from RefSeq and is a predicted model, not a curated record.